AUGGAGUCCGCUAGAUCUUCAGAUGUGGACUUGAUGAAGUCAAAGAAGGCCAUAAGUUCACCGGCGCCGUCGCAUCAGAAGGUACGGAUUAAAGCUCCAGAUUUGGAUCCAAAUCCACUGAGUGUCAAAACCCCUGGGAAGCCUGCUGAUCCACCUCGUCGUUUACGCAAUCGAAAUGCUGUGCUGUCAAUAAAAGAAAUUCGGCAGGCGGCCAAUAAGCUCCGGGAGCAGGUUAUUGACCCGCCCGCUCGACCCGAUCUGCUUAUGAAUUCCUCUGAGCCUGUGGACAACACCAAAUCGAAAAGGAAGAAGUCUAGUAGUAAUGCUGAUAUAAAGCUUCCUGAAAAGUACGAGUUGUUGGAUCAGUUCUUCAACAGCUUAGAUAGCUCAAUCAAGCUGCUACAUUUAAAGAGAUCUGCACCAAAUUUUACUAAUAUUAGCCCCCAGAUAGAGAGAUUGACGGAUAGGAGGUUUACAUAUAGCCAUUUAGCUCAAUUGAAGUUUAUUAUGCCUGAGGCUAUUGAGUUAAAGAAGGUCCUCCUGCAUGAUGAGCGCACAAGUUGUAUGAAGCCGGAUCUUCAUGUUGCACCAAGUGUUGAAGCAAUUGAGAAUAAUAGGAAAUCGAAAUCUGAUGGUGGGAAUCUGCAGCUGAGGAAAGUUUUUCGAGCUCGACUGUUGGAUUUUAUAAAAUCGCAUCCACAUGGGGAUGAGGUUCCAGAGGAAGUACUACCAGAGCCAUUCAGUCGGUUGCAACAGACGAACUUACUUAGAGCCUCAACUUCAUCAUUGAGGAGUGAGACACCUGCCAUGGAAUUUGCACAAGGGCAUCCAGCAGCAGCAGCAUCACAUCUAUCUCAAGCUUUCAAGAAGUCUUUCUCCCGACGGGGCUCAACCCAUUAUGCAGAAAACUUGAAGCAAGAGUAUUCAGCUGUCUCCAUCCAUGCUCCAGUUUCAGAACCCAAGCCAGCCAAAUGCCCUUAUGAUCAGGAAACUAGUGCAUUUGCUGCCAAUUCUCCUUCCAAUAUAUCUGUGAAUCUAGCAAGUGUAAAAUGCUCGGCCAAUGUGGCUUCAUCAGCUAGUUUAUCACCAUCUCUUCUGGAAACCCCUGUAAAAAACAUAAAUUCCUCCAGUGAAAUGUCUACCUCUCAAAGAACUCCUACAGAACUUGUCUACUCCCCGGCCGAACUGAUGAGUGCCACUCCUGUGCUUCGAACACCUAAGAGACGAUACAUGAGCCCAAAUGAUGAUUCAUUUAGAUCACCAAGCAAACUGGUCCAGCGUCCACCCCGUAGUAAGAGGUCUUUGAUUCUUGACACCCCUGUGAAGAAUGUGAAGAUUGAGGAUGAUUUGAGUGAGAUUGGAAAGUCGUCAAUUGAUCAUGAAGUCUUUGAUAUUCUUCCAGAGACACUUAUCCAAUCAAUCAGAGAAAAAGAGAGGAGAAUAUCAUUGGAGUUGGAUCCAGCCAUCUCUCAGGCAAAAUGGCGUCGAAAAAUGAUUGCCAGCUUACCCAAGUUCUUUGACACAGUCUAUUUCCUCUUUAAAUCAAUCAAACGUUCCGUCAUCACAAAAGAGGAGCUCAUGCAUAAAAUAAUCGCUGGCCAUAUAGCUGUUGUUGACAGAAGAGAGAUUGAAGAACAACUCAGAUUGCUGCAAGAAUUAGUUCCAGAAUGGAUUUAUGAAAAGGCAGCAUCUAGUGGGGAUCUCCUCUUAUGCGUUAACAAGAUUUCGAGUCCUGAAUUGAUACGCACGAGACUUGCCGAGCCAAUGAUCACUGGCGAAACCUUCGAAGAAUUUCAUCUCUUAUCCUCCUACAAGGUACAGAUGAGCUCCAACAUUCAAGCCGAUGAAGCCCGAAUCCUUAUUCAAAAAUUCGUUCAGUUAACCAAUGAUAAUCCGAAUAAGGCUGUAGAAUUCAAAUGGGUUUUGUUUGAAUUUACGUUUAAUGUGAUAACAAGGAUGAUUACUGGGAAAAAUUACAAGAUUGGUGCAGAGAUUUAUCAGGAGAUAAUAAGUGAGAUGUCGAGGGUGACAAUGGAGGCAAAUGUAGUGCAUAUUUUGCCAUUUAUGAAAUGA
Messenger RNA from Fraxinus pennsylvanica, 2073 nucleotides. NCBI's taxonomy places the organism in Eukaryota, Viridiplantae, Streptophyta, Magnoliopsida, Lamiales, Oleaceae. The record is from the annotation of a GenBank genome assembly.